Molecule: messenger RNA, 1488 nt
Organism: Dermacentor albipictus
Lineage: Eukaryota; Metazoa; Arthropoda; Arachnida; Ixodida; Ixodidae
Source: RefSeq, a predicted model, not a curated record
AAGAAGCGAUGUCAACCAAGCCGGCUGCAACAUCUCGUCGGCGUUCCAGUGCCACGGCGCGCAAGUCUUCGACGUCGCACUCCAGGAGGCUGAGCUUGUGGAACACGAGCACGUCGUCGGGAAGUUAUGCGGCGACAGACUCGACCAAGUCGGAGCGCGGCCGCUCGGACCUGGCCCUUGGGUCCGCGGAGCAAGUGGAACCACAAGACGACGAAACCUUGAGGUAUUUGCACACCCCCUUCAACAUCGAGCCCGAGAUGGCCGGUCCGCUGCUGCAGUUCCCGCUGGACAUGUACCAACGCAUGCGCCAGGAAGGCGGCAACGUGCUGCUGUCCCCUUGGUACCUGUCCUGCAUGCUGGUCACCAUGUACCACGGCUCGGGUGGCUCGACGCGCAGCCAGAUCGCGCGGGUGCUCCACACGGAUGACGACGGCGUGAUCGUAGAGCGCUUCAACAGCCACGCCAGCCGCCUGUUCUGCCGGGACUACCACAAGCCACGACACACCCACUCAGGUCUCAGCGUGACGUCUUACGCCGGCCUCUACCACGAUGCGCGGGUCAACCUGUCGAGAGAGUUCAAGGACCCACUUUCGAACCUGGACAUACACUUCCACGUCUACGAUUUCGCAGAGAGCCCCCAGGAGAGCCGGCUCGCUCUCGACGGCUUCUUGCGAGCUCUCACGGGCUUCUCGUUCAGACGAGACGUCUUCAGCGGUGACAGUGUGGACCUCGACACGUUCGUGGUCCUGGCCAGCGUCUUCAGCUUCGGCUCACGCUGGUUCACUGCAGGAGGUGCACGCGUCUCGACGGGCCGGUUCCACUCGGAGCACGCCGGCGACAGGCGAGCUGGCGAGGAAGUGCCUACACUGUCCAUGACGGGCACCUUCCGAUAUGCCCAAUUCGGCAAAGGCGACGCGUUUGCCGGGGUCGUGGUGGACCUGCCUUACCAGGAACCACGACGGUCACUCGCCAUCUUUAUCCCGGCGGCCGACUCGAGCCUCGCCGAAUUGGAGCAGGCCCUAACCGCAUCCACGAUACUGACGUGUCUGGGACGCCUGCAGCAGCAGGGCCCAGUGAAGGUCACGCUGCCGCGGAUGAAGGUGAAGUGCCUCACUGACCUCAAGCACUACCUGCAACCGAUGGGGGUGACGGACGCGUUCAACAGUACCGCGGACUUUGUCAACAUGGCGCGCAUUGUGGGUCUCAGGGUGUCGGCGGCGAAGCACCUCGCCGUUUUCAGGGCGGGACAGAAGGGUCCGAAAAUCCCCACGGCUGAAGCCAUGGCCGAGAAGACCGCAUGCUCCGCCAGCGGCAAGAGCGUGUUCAAGAUUACGGUUGAUCGGCCGUUCAUGUUCCUGGUGCUCGCCCGCGAUCCAGACACCGUGCUUAUGCUUGGUUCGUUUACGCACACUCUCUAAGACGACACCGUGACCGUUAGGGUGUGUGUAUCUACAGUCACGGCAAAAAUACAUUCGUUCAUUAUGUUUA